ACUGGAUACAUGAACGCUAUCAACGCUUUUAAAAAUGAUUUGUAAUAUUUUAUGGAACAACCGGAGUGUCCGUGGAUUAUGGCUGGAUCACUACUUUUCUUGUUGAAUUGCAACUAAGUGCCUCUUCAACCAUGUCCCGCACGAGCAUCAACGUUGAGUCAUGUUAGCUUUGGGCCGCUGUAACUCUUCAUCCUCACCGCUCAACCCUCCUUCAUCAAAUGGCAGCGGAGGGCAAGCGGCGCCCGUGGUGGCCCUUGAGAUGUCGCGGCAGGGAAACCUGACCGCCGGCGGCGUGGUGGUGGUGCUAUUGCCCAUGACGUUGGGUAUCGUGUCCAACAUCGUGGCCCUGAUCAUCUUGGCCAACGCUUACUGGCUCCAGCGACGGCGCUCCAAAGCCAGCUUCCUGCUCUUUGCUACCUCCCUGGUGGUCACGGACUUCAUGGGCCACGUGAUCCCCGGUGCCUUGGUUCUGAGACUCUACCUCUCUGGAGGCGUGCGGCCAGAGGACUCCAACGCUUCUGAUGGCAUGUGCCAGUUCCUGGGAGGAAGCAUGGUGUUUUUCGGCCUGUGCCCGCUCUUCCUGGGUUGCGCCAUGGCCGCGGAGCGCUGUCUGGGUGUAACCAGGCCACUCCUGCACUCCUCCCUGGUGACAAGCGCCCGCACUAAAAUGUGCCUGUCUGCAAUUUGGCUGGCCGCUCUGUUUGUGGCCCUGCUGCCCUGCUUGCGGCUGGGCUCGUACACCUAUCAGGACCCGGGCACUUGGUGCUUUAUUCGAGUGCUCAACGACAUUCACGAGGGGGACGUGGCGUUUGUGCUGCUUUUUUCUGGGCUCGGCCUGAGCUCGCUGGCUGCGGCAGUGGUGUGUAAUACCAUCAGUGGAUUGACGCUAGUGCUGGCGAGGAUCAGGAGGAAGCCCGGCUCGCAUCAUUCGGCUAAGUCACACGACAUUGAGAUGGUGGUGCAGCUGCUGGGGAUCACAGUCACCUCAUGCAUCUGCUGGUGUCCUCUACUGAUCUUUGGCCUGAUGUCCGCCAUCCAAUCCUACACAGGAUCCUUUGGAGAGGAGCUUUCCACCUACAAAAUGCUACUGGUGAUAGGUGUGAGACUGGCCACGUGGAACCAGAUCCUGGACCCGUGGGUCUAUAUCCUGCUGCGCCGAACCGUUCUACGGAAAAUCUACCUCAUUGCAAAGUGCCAAGCCGGGACUUUAUUUGGAUGUUUAGACUCGACAUCUCCUCCCCAGUCAGAGAAGAACGAAGUCAACCAAGCCUAGACUGAGAAAACUGCAUCAAAAAACUGUUUUAAAAAAAAAAAACAAAAAAAAACAUAAGAACUGAAGAUGUUUGAUAAAAAAAUGUCUAAAGGUGAUGUUGGAGUGAGUUGCAUGCAAACAAAUGUGACAUUUCUGGACUGGUCCACUUCAGAAAUAUUGAGGAAAUACAUAAGCUGUAGCUUUUUAUAUUUAAAUGGGUUUCUGACAUUUCAAACGGAAGCUAGCUAACUGCUAUGAUUUUGCACAAAAAACAUGAUGAACAUCAUGUUUACUUAAGCAUUGCUCCAUGCUUUGUUCUCAUUAGGAUGACAGAAUGUAACUGCGCUGCAAAAGCUAAGUUAAGAACAUUGCAUUUUGGAAGGAUAGCAGUUUGUGUCUUUACUAUAGGAACUUUGACAGUAAAAAAAAAAUCCAACACAGUUAACAUAUCUUGUGCAUCAGAAUGGAAAAGAAGCCUCUGAGAGGACUCAAGAGCAAAGAGGUAAUAUUCACGCUUUGAGACUGUCCACUUAAUGUGGGAAAAUGGGGACAUUCUGAAAGUUAUGCCUCAAAUUACUGAAAUAAUUACCUUAAAUCAGUAAAGCAUUUGGACGGUGACAAAUGUGUUUUCUUGCUAUUUUGAUUAAUAUUUUCCAUCUUUUUUCUCCAUUUUUACAACAACUGAGUCAUUGUAUUUGAUAAUUAUAAUUACCAAAAACGUCUGGAACAAAACUGACCAAAGUAGUAUAAAUGUGUCUGGAUCUGUGAUGGUACGAAAAUAAAUAGAUACAAAAAUAGCAUCAACCAACCAAAGUAUUACCAGAAAAACUGGAGUAACUAUUUGUGUGUUUUCUUACGGUAACCAACAAAAGUUAAACUAAAUACUUGAUUUGUGAUCGAGAGUCUGACUCAAGGCUCCUCAAAUUUGUGUCGACUGUCAUGUGUCUAACACACUCACCGUGACAUCACGAGACCGCACGCACACGCGCACAUUAGUCAUGCUUUGCCUUCGCCAUUCCUCACUUAGAUGAAAUUAAAUUUGUGGGCUAAGUAAAAUGGUUGAGUACAGAAUGUUUAAAAAGUCAUUGAGUCUAAUUGUCUAACAUGAGCAAACACUUUCAUGUGGGCCAUUCUGGUUAAUGGAUAAAUCUGUUACCUCAGCAUUUUAGUCUAGCAUAAUGCUUGUUGUGAUACAUCCAUUUUUACUACCAUGCCACCCCCAGAUGUUGUGCUACCAAACUAUGGUAGAUUAAUCAACAGGAUCUUCUAAACUAUCGUUUGACCGUAGAUGAUGGUUUUAGUGCUAUUUAUAUUUGGAUCUUGAGCAACUAUUUGCCUGCUCAACCAGCAUGGUGCAAGAAAGGAACUGCAGUCGAGUACUGGAUCAUUAAGUACAACAUCUGUCUCUUGAUAGAGGUGAUGCAAAACAGCAUAGCUAAACCAAAACAGCAACAUUGCAGCCAUAAAACAAAAGUGUGAUGAUGGCAAAUAAAGCCGAAUGACAAUUAUGAGGAUCACGUUAGA
Molecule: messenger RNA, 2776 nt
Organism: Syngnathus typhle (broad-nosed pipefish)
Lineage: Eukaryota; Metazoa; Chordata; Actinopteri; Syngnathiformes; Syngnathidae
Product: prostaglandin E2 receptor EP1 subtype-like
Exons: 3
Coding region: 161-1273 (370 amino acids)
Biological process (GO): positive regulation of cytosolic calcium ion concentration; adenylate cyclase-activating G protein-coupled receptor signaling pathway; inflammatory response
Cellular component (GO): plasma membrane
Molecular function (GO): thromboxane receptor activity; prostaglandin E receptor activity
Source: RefSeq, a predicted model, not a curated record